AUGAUUGGCUCUCUAGUGAGCUUUCUUACUCGAUGGAUCAACCGCCAACUGCUGCUGUCCUUCCUCGUGAUGAUGCAGGCGCUGACACUGAUGUUUCUGCCCUUCUACCCACACUACUGGUUAGCAUUUGUGAUGAUGGUCCUCAGCAACGUCGGAGCAGGUGGCUGGGACAGUGCCACCAGUCUCUGGCUAGUUGAGCUGUGGCCAACGAAAAACUCGGCCAUUCUCCAAGCAAAUCAGUUCAUGUAUGGAACGGGCUCCAUCUUGGCUCCACUUCUUGCCGCCCCCUUUCUGCAUGGAAUCAAAAGCGAAGUUUUAGUUGGAAAUGAAACCCGACUGUUGACAGUCGAAGAUCGAAUCAUGUCGCUGAGCAUUCCUUUUGGCGUCAAUGGCUUUUUGCAAGGCAUCGUUCCCGUAAUUUUCUUCCUAAUGUACUUUGCAUUUCCCUACAAAGCAUCUGAAGAGGGUAGUAGAGACAAGGAUUCGAUUAAUUUGAGAAAAGCACCCACUGAAAAGAUUCCCCACCGCAACACCAAACUAGUGCUGAUGGGACUGUGCCUGGGCACUUUCCUGGCUGCUGAAAUGGGUUUUCAAAUCUUUGCCCCCUCGAUGCUGCAGUAUUUGCCCAUCAAAAUGACUGCAAGUACGGCUGCUUUUGCUCUUUCAAUUAUGUCUGCCACUUUUACUAUUGGUCGUCUAGCAACAGCUUUCAUUUCUCUUAAAGUGUCAAUUGAUAUCAUCCUCGCCUAUCACUUUGUCAUUCAGCUUCUUUCAGUGGGCAUCUUCUACAUCAACUCAAACAACCUCACCAUGAUUUACAUUGGAAUGGCCUUAAUGGGAUAUGGUUUCUCAGCGCCUUGGCCGGCAAUAUUCAGCUUUACCGAAGA
Messenger RNA from Rhagoletis zephyria (snowberry fruit fly), 887 nucleotides. The record is from RefSeq and is a predicted model, not a curated record. Lineage: Eukaryota; Metazoa; Arthropoda; Insecta; Diptera; Tephritidae.